Messenger RNA from Colossoma macropomum (tambaqui), 2566 nucleotides. It is a transcript of the gene asb13a.1, whose product is annotated as ankyrin repeat and SOCS box containing 13a, tandem duplicate 1. The transcript is spliced from 6 exons. Gene Ontology annotation, biological process: positive regulation of protein catabolic process; protein ubiquitination. Gene Ontology annotation, molecular function: protein binding. Bases 1310 to 2152 code for a protein of 280 amino acids. The record is from RefSeq and is a predicted model, not a curated record. NCBI's taxonomy places the organism in Eukaryota, Metazoa, Chordata, Actinopteri, Characiformes, Serrasalmidae.
UUUCCCAGGGCAAUUUCUGAUCAUGAGGUUUAAAAAAAAAAAAACAUGAGUGCCCAAACUUGGCUGGAGAGGCCUUUUGAUUUGGCCCACCAGAAAGUUACCAUAACCCCACCCCCUCAUUCACUGACUUAAAACUUAUACUCAUGGGUGACAACAUGGGUUAAUAUUAGGAGGGCAAAUUGUGGCAUUGUCCACCCCCACCCCCGCAUGCGUAAUUAGCAUCUAUAUUUAUACUAUACAACUUUUCACAUUGUUCUCCUCAUAAAUCUGUACUUUAAAGUGUUUAGUAACAAAAUAGGGGGUCAGUUUCCUGGAUGGGCAUUAAGCUUAGUAUUAGGGCCAUGUUUCCUAUUCACUGGGGAAUCUCCAUUCAGCAUGCUGUUUUAUCCAGGACUAGGCUUAAUCCCUGUCUGCGGAAACUUGCCUAUAGUGUAAUGUUAUAAAACAGUUUUAAAUACAGUUUUUUACUUGAGCUAAAACCUUGUUACCUUCUUUAUUUGUACACUGUUUUGUCUUUCUUACCCGCCCAAGACAAAGUUUGAGUGUUCAAGCAUUUUACAUAAAAUGAAAAUUCCACAGAUUUCUCAAAAAGCCUUAGUUUAGUGGUAGAGAUGUAAACCCUUCCAGGUUUUAAUAUGUAGAUGGUAAAAUAGUGGUAAAUCUGAAAAAUAAGUUUUUUUGGGGGAUUGUUUUUCCUCACACAAACAAUGUCCUGUGCCUCUUAAGCAUGAAUGGUUUGAAAAGUAUAUAUAUUUAGUAUAGUAUAUUAAUAUAGUAUAUUUUAAGUAUAUUUUGUAGGGAAAACACUUCUCAAAACUGCUGUAAAACAAUGUAUCAGACAGCAUAUUCAUAUUUUGUGCUCCAUGAAUGAGCUGAAAAAUAAUGACCUGAUGAACAGAGCAUUUCACAUCAAACCACUCUGAAUGACUUUGUUUACAUAUCAACCAUCUAAUUAUAUAGAAAUUUAGAAAAUCGGUGGAAUUUCCCUUUAACAUAUUAAUGACCACAAGAGGGCGUAUCUUGUUCCCAUGGACUAUAACUAAAAUUUAAUCGUCUAUACUGUAGUCAUGAAAAGUGAAAUUACUCAUUAAGUAUAGACUGUAUUCUAUGGUUCAAAGCAAGACGCGCAUGUCAAUUGAAAGGAACUACAUUGCCCAGAAUUCCUGUACUCCGCCUGACCGAGAGCUAGUGCCGCUUUUAUGGAUCAUAUGAAUCUUCAUCUAAAAAUAAAGUUUACUUGCGCAAAAACACAACCGCCUGUGUGGAGUAACAUCCACCGUGUGUGUGGCAAUGCUGCACUGAACCAAAUAUGGAUUUAACUGCAGCCAGACAGACAUUUUAUGGCGAUAUCGGGUUCUGGGCGGACAGGACUCCCGUUCAUGAGGCCGCUUCUUUAGGCCGAGCCCUGCAGCUCAGGCAGCUGCUGGAUAGCGGCGCAUCGGUCAACACAGUGACGGUGGACAACAUCACUCCUCUGCACGACGCCUGCAUUCAGGGCCAUCCGCAGUGUGUGCGCAUGCUGCUGGACGCCGGAGCGCAGGUGGAUGUGCGGAACAUUCAUGGCAGCACCCCGCUCUGCUAUGCUUGUGCAGCGGGUAGUGUGGAGUGUGUGAGGCUGCUUCUGGAUCAUGGAGCUUCGGUCAACCCCUCCCUCACUGCCCUCACAGCCUCCCCACUCCACGAGGCCUGCAUACGAGGUAAUCCAGAGUGUGUGAAGCUGAUGAUAUCGAAGGGAGCCCUGCUGGAGGCCUUUGACAUUUACUUUGGGACGCCGCUGCAUGCAGCUUGUGCUAAAGCACAUCUGGACUGCGCCCUGCUGCUGCUCAAUGCAGGUGCCAAGGUGAACGCCAUAAAGUUCCAUGAGACGGCCCUCCAUCAUGCAGCAAAAGUGGGGCGUCCCGACCUGAUCGAGCUGCUGGUGGAGUUUGGGGGACACGUUAAUGUUACAGAUAACCUUGGACACAAACCCAUAGACUAUACCACUCCUGGCUGUCCAUCACACAUCUGUCUACAGUACUACGAGAGUACUCCUCUGUCUCUGCAGCAGCUGAGCCGUAUUGCAUUGAGAACAGUGCUGGGCACCAGAGCACUGCAGGUUGUGACUAAACUGGACAUAUCACAGCGCAUUAUCAACUACCUCUGCUACAAAUAAUAAAAAUGAACUGUUUUAUGUGUCUUAUUUUCUUGUUAUGGAUCAAGGGUGUGCAGUUUUUCCCGCAAAGGGCCAGUGUGGCUACAGGUUUUCAUUCCAAUCAAGCAGAAGUGCAUCUGGUUCCUCUUGUUUAAUUAGUUGGUCUGAAUCUUCAAACAGCUGAAUAGUUAUGUAAACUGUUCUCCUGCUUGGUUCAAAUGAAAACCUGCAGCCACACCUGUCCUUUUCAGAGAAAAUCAGAGCCUUCUGUGGAAAAAGCUAAACAUCAAGAUAAACUUCCAGUAAAGGUCAGAGAAACACUGGAUUGGAAUGAUUCUAUGAGACAAUAUUGUCACCAGCUGCUAAGUGUCUUACAAUACGGUGCAAAGAAUGGUUUUGUUGCUGUUGUUGUAAUAAAAAUACCAUUUUUCUUUC